GGCGAUAGCGGCGAGAGCAACGGAGCCCAUUCAUGAUCCAGCGAACGGCGCCGGUGGCGAGUAAAGCGGAACCGGUGCCCCGCAAAGCGGCGCCGGUCCCGCCGUCAUGGAGACAUCGGGGCAUCUCCACGAUUCGGGCGUGGGGGACUUGGAGGAGGACGGUCGGUGUCCCUGCCCGUUACCGGGGGAUGAACGGUCACCGCCGCCGCCCUCCGCGCUGCCGCCGCUCCAGCACAGCCUGUUGCACUCCUCGCCCGGGUCGCUACGGGCCCCUCCUCCUCCUCCCGCCGCCCCCGCCGCCCUCCACCCUUCCUCCCGCCACGGCAGCCAGCUCAACCUCGGCGACCACCCCGCGGGCUCCGGGGUGCCGAGCGGCAAGCACCGGCAGCCCAGCCCUCUGGUUCACCGGCGGGACAGCAACCCCUUCACCGAGAUCGCCAUGAGCUCCUGCAAGUACAGCGGCGGCGUGAUGAAGCCCCUCAGCCGGCUCAGCGCAUCCCGACGGAACCUCAUCGAGGCCGAGCCGGAGGCGCAGCCCCUGCAGCUCUUCGGUGCCGGCGAACCCCCCGAAAUUGUCGUCUCACGAGAGGACAACCAUGCGCCCGCCGCCCACCGUCCCAGCCGCCCGCCCGCCCGCCCGGCCCCCAGCACCUUUGCCAAGGGGCCCAAGCGCAAGGCACAGAACAUUGGGUACCGCCUCGGGCACCGCCGGGCACUGUUCGAGAAGAGGAAGCGCCUCAGCGACUACGCGCUCAUCUUCGGCAUGUUUGGCAUUGUCGUCAUGGUCAUUGAGACCGAGCUCUCCUGGGGGCUCUACUCCAAGGACUCCAUGUUCUCCCUGGCCCUGAAAUGCCUUAUAAGCCUCUCCACCGUCAUCCUGCUGGGCCUCAUCAUCGCCUACCACACCCGGGAGGUGCAGCUCUUUGUGAUCGACAACGGAGCUGACGACUGGCGGAUAGCGAUGACGUACGAGCGCAUCCUCUACAUCAGCCUGGAGAUGCUGGUCUGUGCCAUCCACCCCAUCCCCGGGGAGUACAAAUUUUUCUGGACAGCUCGCCUGGCCUUCUCCUACACCCCAUCCCGGGCAGAGGCCGAUGUGGACAUCAUCCUGUCCAUCCCCAUGUUCCUGCGCCUCUACCUGAUCGCCCGGGUGAUGCUGCUGCACAGCAAGCUCUUCACCGACGCCUCCUCGCGCAGCAUCGGGGCGCUCAACAAGAUCAACUUCAACACCCGCUUUGUCAUGAAGACUCUCAUGACCAUCUGCCCUGGGACAGUGCUGCUGGUCUUCAGCAUUUCCCUCUGGAUCAUCGCCGCGUGGACAGUGCGUGUGUGUGAGAGGUACCACGACCAGCAGGAUGUAACCAGCAACUUCCUGGGUGCUAUGUGGCUCAUCUCCAUCACCUUCCUCUCCAUCGGCUACGGGGACAUGGUCCCACACACCUACUGUGGCAAGGGAGUCUGCCUGCUCACUGGCAUCAUGGGUGCUGGAUGCACAGCACUGGUGGUGGCUGUGGUGGCCAGGAAGCUGGAGCUCACCAAAGCUGAGAAGCACGUCCACAACUUCAUGAUGGACACACAGCUGACCAAGAGGAUCAAGAACGCUGCGGCCAACGUCCUGAGGGAAACGUGGCUGAUCUACAAACACACCAAGCUGCUGAAGAAGAUCGACCACGCCAAAGUCAGGAAGCACCAGAGGAAGUUCCUACAAGCCAUCCACCAGUUACGGAGCGUGAAGAUGGAGCAGAGGAAGCUGAGUGACCAAGCCAACACCCUUGUCGACCUCUCAAAGAUGCAGAACGUGAUGUACGACCUCAUCACAGAGCUAAACGACCGCAGCGAGGACCUGGAGAAGCAGAUCAGCGGCCUGGAAUCCAAGCUGGAGCAGCUCAGUGCCAGCUUCAACUCCCUGCCCCUGCUGAUGGCCGACAUGCUGCGGCAGCAGCAGCAGCGCCUGCUCAGCGCCGUGCUGGAGGCCAGAGGGGUGGCUGUGCCCGUGGGCACCCCCCCGACACCCCUCUCUGAGAGCCCCAUCGGGGUCAGCUCCACCUCCUUCCCCACCCCUUACACGAGCUCGAGCAGCUGCUAAAACACAGCCCCUGAGCCCUGCUGGGGACGGGGGAAGCGUUUCCACACGGAUCUGUGAACUUCCCUCUGGCCCUCGAGCCGCUGCAGGAGCCUUCAGCUGGAGCCAGUAGUGGGACCAGCAGCGCCCGAGCGCCGCUCGGAGCUUUGCCAACGCCUUGGUUUGGGGAAUUGCAUCCCUCUUCAGGUGCCUCUACACGUGGUGAAGGAAGGGGACGGAAGGUGAUGCCUUGGGCCGGCCUGUGCCGCGGCGUCCGGUGGCAGAACGGGAAAAAACCCACGCUCAAUCUCAGGUCUUCACGUUUGAAAACAAAACAAAACAAACAAAACAAAACAAAACAAAACAAAACAAACAAAACACCGAGUCAGAAGCACUGAAGCAACGGAGACACCGGAGGGAGAGGUUUUUUCUCCCUGGGCCCCCUGCUCCUCUCAAGAUUGCCAAACCUCGCCAGGCAGGUGCCAGCGUGGGGAGGUUGGUGAUGAAGGCUCUGGCUGACGCUGCCCGUGCUCCAUUCCAUCUCCUAGCCACAGGACAGCCCCCUCACGCUGACAGCUGGGUGACAAUGUCUGACUGUGACCUUCCUGUGGAGUUCUCUGGAGCUGUGAGUGUUUUCUACCCAGAGAAGAACAAUGGACGCUUCUUCUUUCUGGUCCUCAGUGUCAUAUUCUGCCUGGAGACAAUGCCAGAGCCAGGAAAGCAGUGCCUACAGCGUGCAGGGCCGCGCAGGGCUGUCCCCAGCCCACGUGUUGGUGGCCAGGGAUGGGGCUGGCAGGCCAGCUCGGGCACUGAGGGGGUCUCCAGGUGCUCACAUCACUGCCUGCUGGGAGCCUCCCAGCAUUCUGCAAAGCCAGUGGGCUCUUUGCAGCAGCCUCAGAAGUGCUGGAUGAACACCCCAUCAGCUCCAACUGUCUCCACUCGUGCUGGGAACAUCCAUGCCUGAGCCCAGCUGGCAAUGUCCAAUCCACCAGGAUCAAGCAGGAGCUCGCUGGCAAGUGAUGUGGUAGCAGGGGCAGGUGCUUCAUCUGUUUAAAACAAAGCCCACGGCCUUCAUGCCACUUCUGCUGGGUUUGGUGGAGGGCAGCAGCACUCUCUGGCACCGUCUGGCACAGGCACUGCUGCCCAUGCCUGCCAAAGUGCAGCACCUCAGACCCCAUUUUACUUUUUUGCUGGUGUUCAGCUUCCUGAGGUACCCUUGGCAUCACCUGGCUGCUUCUGGAACCAGCCACUUUCUGGUUUGCUUUCACCAUUUCUCCCUUUUCCCUCCUCAGUUCUGCCCCAGUGUCACGUUCUGGCUUUCCUGGAUCCUUGCAUGGAGCCAUGCCAGGCUCUGACUUUGGGGCUGCUGUUUGCUGCUUUCCACGAAAACUCAGCAGAGAGAAUAUUUCUAUAUUUUUUAAACAGAUGAAGUAACCGUGUAAUGACUCUGCAAUAUUAAUUACGCCUCACCCAGCAGUGUCAGUAAUUGUAAUCAGUCACUGUGUUACUCCAGGUAUACUCGGCCUGUAAUGCUCUCCUUUGUAACUCCUUCCCUUCCAUAAAUAAUGCUGGAUUUUGUGCA
This is a messenger RNA of Melospiza melodia melodia, 3644 nucleotides long. It is a transcript of the gene KCNN3, whose product is annotated as potassium calcium-activated channel subfamily N member 3. The transcript is spliced from 8 exons. Gene Ontology annotation, molecular function: small conductance calcium-activated potassium channel activity; calmodulin binding. The record is from RefSeq and is a predicted model, not a curated record. The coding region runs from base 107 to 2086 and encodes 659 amino acids. Gene Ontology annotation, biological process: potassium ion transmembrane transport. Lineage: Eukaryota; Metazoa; Chordata; Aves; Passeriformes; Passerellidae. Gene Ontology annotation, cellular component: plasma membrane; neuronal cell body; neuron projection.